Molecule: messenger RNA, 711 nt
Organism: Lycium ferocissimum
Lineage: Eukaryota; Viridiplantae; Streptophyta; Magnoliopsida; Solanales; Solanaceae
Exons: 1
Coding region: 1-711 (236 amino acids)
Biological process (GO): DNA integration
Molecular function (GO): nucleic acid binding
Source: RefSeq, a predicted model, not a curated record
AUGGAAGAAACAUCACAUAAGUCAGUGACAAAGAAAGUGGUAGCCGAUUUCGUGCGAAACAAUAUCAUAUGCCGAUUUGGCAUACCCGAGUCCAUUGUAACUGACAAUGGGGACAAUUUGAAUAGCCAUCUGAUAAAGGAUAUCUGUGAGCAAUUCAAGAUCACUCACCGAAACUUGACAGCCUACCGGCCACAAAUGAACGGAGUCGUAGAAGCAGCCAACAAGAAUAUCAAGAGGAUAUUAAGGAAAAUGAUAGACAAUUACAAAGGUUGGCACGAGAAAUUUCCUUGUGCUUUACUGGGAUACCGUACCACGACCAUAACUUCAACAGGAGCAACUUCAUACCUACCGGUCUAUGGUACUGAAGCAGUUAUACCUGCCGAGGUUGAGGUACCUUCCUUAAGGAUCAUCCAAGAAGCAAAAUUGGACAAUGUUGAAUGGGUCCGAGCUCGAUAUGAGCAACUGGCUUUAAUUGAUGAGAAAAGGAUGGCUGUCGUAUGCCACGAUCAACUAUACCGACAAAGGACGGCAAGAACCUUCAACAAACGAGUCAGGACUCGACUUUUCCAAAUUGAGCAGAUGGUGCUCAAAAGAAUUUUCCCGUAUCAAGAUGAAUACAAAGAGAAAUUCAUUCCCAACUGGCAAGGUCCUUAUGUGGUCCGUAAAGUACUCUCCGGAGGAGCAGUAGUACUGGCAGAGAUAGAUGGGUAG